Molecule: messenger RNA, 2718 nt
Organism: Mesocricetus auratus (golden hamster)
Lineage: Eukaryota; Metazoa; Chordata; Mammalia; Rodentia; Cricetidae
Gene: Rwdd2b
Product: RWD domain containing 2B
Exons: 5
Coding region: 748-1620 (290 amino acids)
Molecular function (GO): protein binding
Source: RefSeq, a predicted model, not a curated record
CCAGGGAUAACUAGAAUAGCAGGGUUUCAAGGAGGAUGAGUACCUCCUGUGACCUGGAGAGCGUUUAUAUAUAGAAGGGGAGGAGGUGAGAAGUCCUAGCAUGGACUUUGACAUCUGUAACUGAGGAAGCCUGGAGGUCAGCAUGAACGUUGAUAUGCUAUUAGGUAGGUAGCACAGGCAGCCAGAGGUAAAGGAAAUAACUCCCUUUUGUGGAGGGGAACCGGGCUCACAAGUUCCUGACGAAUGGUGCCUUUUACCUAAUCACCAGACACAGUUAAAAUUAAGCUUAUUUGCGAAUGAGAUCAUUCCUGCCUCUCGGAGUUUGGGGAAUUGGAGUUUGUGCUCUAGACUCUGCUAAGGAUUGGUUCUGGAGCCUGCAGGCUGAUCUUUCUCGCUGCUCUGAGCGCUCCCACAGUCCCAGCGCCGGGAAGACGAUGAGUCCGGGAUGGAGAAGUGUUCGGAAUAAAAACCCGGACCAGGAAGCACCCGCAGGGCCAAAGCACCCAUCCCUUUGCUGUCCCAGACACCGAGCAGCAGCCUAAGCAAGCAGCCAGGAACUUCCUACUUCCGGGACUCGCGUCUUGCCGCGCAGGCGCCUGCCCGCUGAGCUCACUGGCUUCCCUCAGGGAGGGUUCAAAGGUCGCACCGCUCUCUUUGGUCUCUCUGCGGGUAAGACCUGAGCUGCGGGUGCCUCCAGCCCCGGGCAGUGCGACAGUCUCGGCUCUGGGACCUUGCAGAUGUCUCAGCAUGGUUGAGAUAGAGUGGGCAGAGGCCCAGCUCUCCGAGUUAGACCUCCUGGCCAGUAUGUUCCCUGGUGAGAAUGAGCUCACAGUGAACGACCAACUGGCCUUAGCGGAGCUGAAGGACUGUAUUGAGAAGAGGACAAUGGAGGGACGGUCAUCGCAAGUAUACUUCACAAUCAAUAUGAACCUGGACUUCUCCGAGGAGGCAGGGGAGAUGUUUUCAAUGUCCUGCAUUCUUCCCUUUAAGUACCCGACAGUCCUGCCUGAGAUCACUGUCAGAUCAGCGUCGCUGAGUAGAUCCCAACAGACUCAGCUGAACACAGAUCUGAUAGCAUACCUACAGAAGAACUGUCUUGGAGAUGUCUGUAUACUGAACGCCACAGACUGGCUUAGAGAGCAUGCCUCUGACUAUGUCAGCAGAGAUACCUCACCUUCCCCCGCCAAGGAAAGCCCAGCCCAGCCCGAGGAUCUCACCCUCACCAGGCUCUGGAUUUAUAGCCAUCACAUCUACAACAAAUGCAAAAGAAAAAACAUUCUAGAGUGGGCAAAGGAACUGUCCCUGUCCGGGUUUAGCAUGCCUGGGAAACCGGGUGUGGUUUGUGUCGAAGGCCCUCAAAGUGCUUGUGAAGAAUUCUGGUCAAGACUCAGAAAACUGAACUGGAAGAGAAUUUUAAUUCGCCAUCGAGAAGACAUACCUUUGGGUGGCACAAAGGAUGGAAUGGAAAAUCAGCGGCGAUUUGCCAGUUUCGAAGAAAAGGUCUUCAGUGUCCACGGAGCCAGAGGAAACCACAUGGACUUCGGUCAGCUGUAUCAGUUCUUAAAUGCCAGGGGAUGUGGGGAUGUUUUCCAGAUGUACUUUGGUGUGGAAGGACAGUGACCGAGCAGAUGGGGCAGUCGGACCUGUUGAGUCACCAUUUCUCUGAUUAUUUCUUCUCAUUCUUUCCCGAAUUCUAAUUUUAGUCCCAUCCUAGAAUGUUACAGGGUUGGGAGCAUAUGACGACAAUUAACAUAGUUGAGAUGCAUCUGCUAAAGUACACUACGACUGAAAGAAGAACUGAGUUUCAAAUUAUAAAUUACUAGCGGAGCAGACUGGGGAAGUGACGCAGAGGGUACGAGCAUUCACUGCUAUCACUAGGGACCUAAGUUCAGUCCCCAGUGGCCAUGGUGGGCAGCUAAUGAUGCUCUAUAAAACUCUUACCUCCACGGUGUCUGAUGGCCUCUGCCCGCCUCCACAUAGGUGCAUGCACAAACGUACACACAUACGUGAACUCAGGGCAUCAGAUCCCAUGGAGUUGGAGUUACAGGAGGUUAUGAGUUGCCCAGUGUGGAUACUGAAACCAGUCUUGGGUUCUCUGCAAGAGGAAUGCGUGCUUUUUAGCCGUGGAGCCAGCUCUUCAACCUGGUAGAGACUUCUUGAUAUGAGCUGAACAUGAUGGCACAUGCUUCUAAUCUCAGCACUUGGAAAGUAGAGAAAAGAGGAUCUGGAGUUCAAGGCCAGCUUGGGCUACAUAAGGCUGUGUCUUAAAAAACAAAAAGUUAUUCACAGAAACUUUUGGAAGACAAAUUAUAUGUGAAGGGAGCUUUGGUGGUUCACCUUGCUAGGCAUUUCCAACACCCUUCUGCCUUUACUGAGGAACCUGGGAAAGCUGCCUGCCCUUGGCCUUUGUUGAAACUAUAUCUGGCUAUGGGUUGCAGCUGCAGGAUUUCUGGGGACGGAUUUGCUUCUCUUUCUGCCAUGAAUCUUGCAGUGAUGGCUGGAGCAGAGGAGGGAUGGCCCAGGACAACUACAGAGGUGCCAUUCCUACUUGCCAUGCGGAGACCCAACAGUAAUGCCUGGUGAUCUUCAGACCUUUGGAAUAAAAUGAAUUUUUAAACUCUCUGUGCUUGUUAUCAGUAGCCAAAAAGUUAACCCUAAACCCCCCCCCAAGCUUUGACUUUGAAAUUGUAACCUACAAACAGUAAAUUUUUUUCCUCA